This is a messenger RNA of Hydatigera taeniaeformis, 351 nucleotides long. Lineage: Eukaryota; Metazoa; Platyhelminthes; Cestoda; Cyclophyllidea; Taeniidae. The record is from the annotation of a GenBank genome assembly.
AUGACGGAGUCGUCCAUUUUCAUUGCUACUGACGCGGACUUGCAUGACGGAGAUAAAAGUUCUAGGGCACACCUCGUUCCUUUGGCCAGGGUUCACAUGACCUCGGAAAACUCCUCCUCCAGAGCUAGAGAUGUUCUUCGCGCUGAUGUGUUGGAAAAUAUGAAAUCAAAUGCUGAGGCUGACACUAUCUCAGCCAAGUGAGGGGCCCCGGGCGGACCGGUGAUCAGCUCUUGGUUGGUGUUUGGUGGGUCUUUUACACUGCGUACGCGUCCAAGGAUUGAGGUGUCAAUGGAAGAAGUGCAGCCACCGAACUGUCCAAUUUUUGGUAUCGUAUUCGUGCCUUGGCUUCGG